GCCUGGGUGGCGGCUGGUUGGUGGCCGGCGGCUGGCAGUCAGUUGAGCCUCAGGGUCCAGAGCCCCAACUCCUUCCUCUUCUCUCCGUGCCCGCUCCCUACCCCAUGUCUACCAGCCUUUUGCAUCUGCCGAGGGUCCCGCCUGAUCAGCCGCCCACCCCGGACCUGUUGGGACUUGGGGACUGAACUGUCUGGAGUCCCGGUGCCAAUGCAGUGUAGGCUCCUCCGGGGCCUGUUGGGAGCCCUCCUCACCCUCCUGUGCAUGGGGCUCCUGUCCCUACGGUACCACUCAAUCCUGUCCCCCCAGGAGGCGCGGGGGACCCCCAGGUUGAGCCCAGGGCCCCAGGAGCUGCAGCUGCGAGACGUCUUCAUUGCAGUCAAGACCACCCUGGCGUUCCACCGCUCCCGUCUGGACCUGCUGUUGGACACGUGGGUCUCCAGGAUCAGGCAACAGACGUUCAUCUUCACCGACAGUGCCGACAAAGGACUCCUGGAGAGACUAGGCUCCCACCUUGUGGUCACUAACUGCUCUGCAGAGCACAGCCACCCGGCUCUGUCCUGCAAGAUGGCUGCAGAGUUCAAUGCCUUCCUGGCUAGCGGGCUCAGGUGGUUUUGCCACGUGGAUGACGACAACUACGUGAACCCCAGGGCGCUGCUGCGGUUGCUGAAAACCUUCCCGCAGGCCCGAGAUGUCUACGUAGGCAAGCCCAGCCUGAACCGGCCCAUCCACGCCUCCGAGCCGCAGCCCGAGAACCGCACAAGGCUGGUACAGUUCUGGUUUGCCACUGGGGGCGCUGGCUUCUGCAUCAACCGCAAGCUGGCUUUGAAGAUGGUCCCAUGGGCUAGGGCCUCCUGGGAGGCAGAGGUGGGCUGCGGCAUGGAAAGCCUGGGCCAGUGGCCACUGCUCAGUUCUGUCCCUCAGCGGCUCCCGUUUUGUGGACACAUCGGCUCUCAUCCGGCUCCCGGACGACUGCACGGUGGGCUACAUUGUGGAGUGCAAGCUGGGCGGCCACCUGCAGCCCAGUCCUCUCUUUCACUCACACCUGGAGGCCCUGCAGCUGCUGGAGGCUGGUCAGCUCCUGGAACAGGUCACACUCAGCUAUGGUGUCUUCGAGGGGAAACUCAAUGUCAUCAAGCUGCAGGGCCCCUUCUCCCCAGAAGAGGACCCCUCCAGGUUUCGCUCCCUCCACUGUCUCCUGUACCCAGAUACAACCUGGUGUCCACCGCUGGUGACGCGGUGAGCCCUGAACUGCUGCAGAAGCUAGCCAAGGAUCCCGACAGCCCCCCCUACCUCGCGGGCACCUGUGAGGGACGAUGGCAGGUGCUCGCUGGCAGCUAGUCCAUCUUCAGGCCUCUGGCUGGCAGGAAGGGCCAGGACCUGGACAGUUGGUGGCUGGCACUGAAAGCGUCUCAGGCCCAGGAACCUGGUGACCACCACGGAGACUGUUGAGCUGGGCGGGGGCCUCCGGAUCCUCCUGCUUUGGAGAGGGUAGGGUCCUGGCUGGGGUUUGGCCCCUGCCCCUGGCUCUGGGUUUAUUCAGAUUCCCCCGAGAAUCUGGGGUCAAGGCAAAACCGGGGUCUGUGACGCCAUGUCAGGCUGGCUGUACUCAGCCUCCCUUGUCUCCCUCGCUGGCAGGCCCUGGUUUUUGUCUGUAGCCUCCGCGCACGCUGAGACCCAGAGGGCGGGUCAUAACAGAUCUCCGUCAAGAAACAGAUCGAUCGAUCAAUCGUCUGGCUCACUUUCCCAGCCUCCCUUGCCAUGAGCAGUACUGUGUCAUCUAGCUCUGGCUGGUGGGGAUUGAGCAAGGCCUAGAGAGGGGUUUCACAGCCGCACCCCCUGUCUUCCUGAUGUAUUUGUGGGUGUGAUGGCUGGAUCUGGGGAAAGACACUUUGCUACCAUGAAGGAAAUACCAAGACAAUCAUCUACAGUUGUACCUGCCAGCAUUUGGGCUGUAAGAAAUUAAACCCUUAUUUAAGUCUC
Molecule: messenger RNA, 1980 nt
Organism: Jaculus jaculus (lesser Egyptian jerboa)
Lineage: Eukaryota; Metazoa; Chordata; Mammalia; Rodentia; Dipodidae
Gene: Mfng
Product: MFNG O-fucosylpeptide 3-beta-N-acetylglucosaminyltransferase
Exons: 8
Coding region: 208-1338 (376 amino acids)
Biological process (GO): pattern specification process; regulation of Notch signaling pathway
Cellular component (GO): Golgi membrane
Molecular function (GO): O-fucosylpeptide 3-beta-N-acetylglucosaminyltransferase activity
Source: RefSeq, a predicted model, not a curated record